UGUCUGACAGCAUCUGACUGGUUGCUGCUCAGUCCACCGCUUGGUGGUGACUGGUGAGAAGUAUAGACACUCUGGCUCAGAGCGGGAUAAACACGGGACGAAGGUGGAAAAAAUACGAACUCUCCAUCACGCUUUAGACUCGAAUUAAUCACCGUGUGCUCAUUCGGACCAGGAGAUUUGUAGCUGCCGCAGUGGCUUGUUCCAGCAGCGGGCAUUUGCUGCUUGAUGCCCGGACUCGUCCGCAGUGCUGGAUUUUGCAGUUCUGAAGUGAAUGAGAUCUACAGACCAACACUCUCUCAUCAUAAAACCAUGACAGAAGGCUUGUCAUCUUAAAAGAUUUUCUCAAAGGGCCUCUGACUGGAUACUUGAGAACCCGGGAGCACCAAUCAGAUCUCAGCAGCUGUGUGGAUGCUGACGGGGGGGAGCUGCCAUCACUGUGAGGUCCAGCUGAGAAAGAGUCAGUGGGGAAUCUAAACAGCAUCAGCAUGCAAUAUCAGCACACACCAAGAAAACUUUACUUCAGGACACAAAACGAAAAUCUGGUCAUGAGUGGGAAUCUGAUGAGAAAUGAGGUCCUCAGAAAACACAAGGACUUCCUGCCCUGUGGAAGGCUAUGCAUGGAAGUGCUCAGAUACGCUAUCUGAAAAACUAAUGCACACAAACAAGACUCUGGUCAUAAAUGAAGCUUCUGUUCCAGUGUGACAAGACACCAAGCAUAAACUGAAACGGUAAAACCACUGGUUUUCUCAAGAAAUUCCUGACAGCACUGAACAAUCAUCCAUGUGAUUUCAACAUUACAUCCUAAUACAAUCAAAGACAAGUUGAAUAUCCAGUGGAAUCCUGCUAAAGAUCAUAACCUGUGUAAACAAAAAAAAACAGCUGGAGCUAUGGCUGAAGCACAGAUGUCCAUUUCGUCUGGGUCCAGUGGACAUGGAGGAGGUAUGGUGACCAGUGCCUUACUUUGCUGGGCUAUGGCUCUUGUGUUCCUCUCAUUGACAAGGGUGCCUGUUGUCCAGGGUGAUUGCUGGCUGAUUGAAGGUGAAAAGGGAUUUGUGUGGUUGGCAAUCUGCAGCCAGAACCAGCCACCGUACGAAAAUAUCCCCUUGCAUAUUAACAGCACAAUUGUUGACCUGCGACUCAACGAGAACAAGAUUCGAAGCAUCCACUUUUCUUCCUUAAGUCGCUUCGGCAAUCUCACAUACCUGAAUCUGACUAAGAAUGACAUCUCUUACAUUGAAGAUGGGGCUUUCUCUGCCCAAUUUAAUCUCCAAGUGUUGCAAAUUGGCUUUAACAAGCUAAGGAACUUGACCGAGGGAAUGCUGAGAGGUUUGGGACGCUUGCAGUAUCUCUAUCUUCAGGCUAACCUGAUCGAGACUGUCACAGCCAAUGCCUUCUGGGAGUGUCCUGCGAUUGAAAACAUCGACCUCUCCAUGAACAGGAUUCAGCAGCUUGAUGGUGCAACAUUUCGUGGUCUAUCGAAGCUCACGACAUGCGAGCUCUAUGCAAACCCGUUCAGUUGCUCAUGUGAGCUGUUAGGAUUCCUGCGCUGGCUAGUUGCGUUCCCAAACCGGACAAGUGAGCGGAUGGUGUGUGACACACCCGCUGGCUUUUCAGGCUACAGUCUCUUAAGUCAGAACCCCAGAAUGCCAAGAUUUCGCAAUGCUUUCCAUGCACUCUCAUCUGUCUGCACCAAUGACAAUGUGACACCGUAUCUUCACGGCUCUUUAGACGGGAGCACUCCCACUAUGUUGCCUGAAUUGAGUCCUUGUGGACUGGAUGACUGUUCCUCAGGGGCAAUUCCAGAAGAGUCCAUAAGCAUCAGUCCCACCUUUCUGGAUCCAGACGCCCGUCCUAUAAUGAAACUAAAAGAAGUUACCCACACAAGUGCAAUAAUCACGAUCCAGAUUCCAAAUCCAUUUCGCAAAAUGUACAUCCUUGUCCUGUACAAUAACAGCUUCUUCACUGACAUCCAAAACUUGAAAAGCCAGAGAGAAGAGAUCGAGUUACAGAACCUUAAAUCUCACACUAACUACACAUAUUGUGUGGCAUCUAUUCGUAACUCCUUGAGGUUCAACCACACCUGCCUGACCAUCUCCACAGGACCAAGGACAUUGCAAGAACGUGUGGCAAAUGAUUCAACUGCCACUCAUUACAUUAUGACCAUAAUCGGUUGUCUCUUCGGGAUGCUCAUCGUACUGGGUUUAGUGUUUCAUUGCGUAAGAAAGCGCAAGCAUCAAGAUGAGCCAAAGAGCAAGAAGCUGGAAAAGAUGAAAAGAAACUUGAUUGAGAUGAAAUAUGGAACUGAAUUGGAACAAGGGACUAUAUCACAGCUGUCACAAAAGCAAAUGCUGUCCACUGGUGAAACAGUACAAAGGAUGCCAUACUUGCCAACUGCCAGUGACACAGAUCAGUAUAAGAUGCAAGAGAUUUCUGGGACACCAAAGACUUCAAAAGGGAAUUACAUGGAAGUGAGAUCAGAGCAACCAGAACGCAGUGUUAGGGAAUGCAGCGUUCCUCCAUCGGAAACCAGCCAGGGAUCUGUUGCAGAGAUAUCCACCAUUGCAAAAGAAGUGGACAAAGUGAACCAGAUCAUUAACAACUGCAUUGACGCACUCAAAUCCGAUUCAACAACAUUCCAGGCCGCAAAAUCCGGUGCCGUUUCCACAGCGGAGCCCCAGUUAGUUCUCAUAUCAGAACAUCCACCAGGCAAGUCCGGUUUUCUGUCUCCAGUGUACAAAGGAGCGUACCAUCAUCCCCUACAGCGGCACCACAGUAUGGAUGCCCCACAAAAGCGUGCAAGCACGUCCUCGAGUGGUUCACUGCGCAGUCCACGCUCUUUCCGUUCGGAAGGAGCUUACAGAUCAGAGUCCAAAUAUAUUGAGAAGGCAUCUCCGCUCGAUGAGUCAGGAAUCAUAACCGUCACGCCAGCCGCUGCGAUCCUGAGGGCAGAGGCGGAGCGGAUUCGACAGUACAGUGAGCAUAGGCACUCCUACCCUGGUCCCCACCACAUAGAGGAGUCAAUAGAGGUGUCGGGGAGCCGAAAGUCAUCCAUUCUGGAGCCGCUGACGCGCUCGAGACCACGGGAGCUGUCCUAUUCGCAGCUCUCACCGCAGUACCAUAACCUAAGUGGCUAUUCCAGCCCCGAGUACAGCUGUAGGCCUUCUUUUAACCUGUGGGAACGUUUUAAACUCCACCGCAAACGUCACAGAGAUGAGGAAGAGUACAUUGCAGCAGGUCACGCGUUAAGGAGGAAAGUACAGUUUGCCAAAGAUGAGGACCUGCAUGACAUUCUGGACUACUGGAAAGGGGUCUCUGCUCAGCAGAAAUCAUGAUUGCUGUUUUUAUAGCUCAUCCAAUUAAAGAAGCCUACACAAAUCUCUGGACCAAACCAGCCAGUAUCAAUGAUUAAGUGACAAGUCAGCACUCACUUUUAGAGAAAUAGCUUAGAAGUAUUGCUAGCUCUUUUCAAUCAUUCUGUUUGAGAAUGAAAAGAAAAUACAAGAUACUGUAGAUCUUGCAGUGAGUGUACGUGCCAAGUGGUAAGAAUAGAAAACUUUUAACAGUAUUAACCUCAACUCGACAUUUGAUUUUUAUAUAUUGGAAAUAACAAUAAACUACUAUUAUAUUAU
Megalobrama amblycephala (Wuchang bream) is the source of this 3629-nucleotide messenger RNA. RefSeq names its product extracellular leucine-rich repeat and fibronectin type III domain containing 1b (gene elfn1b). Gene Ontology annotation, cellular component: plasma membrane. Bases 888 to 3332 code for a protein of 814 amino acids. The record is from RefSeq and is a predicted model, not a curated record. Gene Ontology annotation, molecular function: protein binding. The transcript is spliced from 4 exons. Lineage: Eukaryota; Metazoa; Chordata; Actinopteri; Cypriniformes; Xenocyprididae.